AUGAAGACGAUUGUGGCAGGGAGCCCGCGGCUCUUCCUUCUCGCCCUGUGUCUUGUGGGCACCCUGUGGUCCACCCACUGCAUUAACCUGCCCGGCUCUGGUCAGGACUCCUCGUCUGCGCUCUGGUCGGCCUGGGCCGAUGGGUAUCAGUACAAGGCGGACAACGUGCUGCUCAAAUACACUGCGACCUCGUCGCUGAUGACGGCGGGUACGCAGCUGACCAGCGGCUCCGUCGGGUUUGUGAGCACCGACGGCAGGCCCCCAGCCGGGCUGUGGCCAGACGACGGCGAUGACGAAACCGUAGCGUCGGUGCCCGUGGCCGGCGGCGCGCUGGUGGUCGUCUUCAACCUCCCCGGCAGUCCAGCACUCACGCUGGACGGGGCUACGCUGGCGCGGGUGUGGCUCGGCGAGGUCACGCAGUGGAACGACUCAGCCAUCGCGGCGCUCAACCCAUUGGUUACGCUCCCGAGCGACAACAUCACCAUGAGCUACACAGCCGGCAGCGGCGAUGGCAUAACGCAGCUGUUCCGGCGGGCGCUUGUGGCCUUCAAUUCGACCUUCACCAGUGCCGAUGCAGACUUUGCCAGCCUGCUGCCCGCACAGGAGGGCCGGGCCUUCAGCGCCACCAACGCCUCCGGCCGUCUAGACUAUGUCAAGAACACGGCGUAUAGCGUGACCUAUGUGGAGUACUCGAGCACCGUGCGCGGCACCCUGCCGUACUUUUCCAUGAAGAACAGAGCCAACCAGGUCGUCACGCCAUCGACCUCGUCCGUUCAGGCCGCCAUGACUGACUACACGGCCGCCGUCAAAGAUGACCUGGCGGGCGACAUCUUCAACGGCCCUGGUACCAACUCGUGGCCGAUGGCCUACGUCGUGGUGGCAUCGCUGCUCCGCACCUCGGUCGUGUCCGGUGACGACUGCACGGCCAUCGAGGCGCUGGUCGAGCUGCUCAGCUGGACGCAAGUCAACGACCGCGCGGCGACGGCCGUCACCGCGGCCAAGUUCUUCCCGCUCACCAUCCUCUACUACAAGCGCGUGAUCGACCAGCUGGGCAGCGUCGUCUGCGCGGGCAGCCGGGCGCUGGGCGGCACGGCCUUCCUCAUCGGACAGGGCACAUCGCUGCAGUCCAUCAGCGACUGGGUGCAGUCCUACAGCUCCGACGAUUUUGUGCUCAAGUACUUUACGUCCAACACGGUCACCGCCCUGGGCAACCUUGCCGAAGGCGACCUGGACUUCUCGAUCGGCCUCAAGGACGGGUUCGGCGUGGCGGGCCUGGAAGACGUGCAGGCCUUCGAAGGAGUCUCAUUUGCCGUGUUCCCCGUUUACAACAUUCCUGAGCUGGUGGGCCACCCUGCGCUGGUGCUCAAUCUCUCGAUCCUGGCCGAUGUGUACCUCAACCGGGUGACCUAUUGGGAUGACGCCAAGAUCGUAGCGCUGAAUCCAACGCUCCCGCUGCCCCACAUGCCCAUCCGCACCAUAGUGCAGACCACUCUCUCAGUCAUCACUUCGGUCUUCACUUCCACCCUGUCCACGUUCGACGCCGAGUUCAACUCUACGGUGGGCACGGCGUACAACGUGACGUACCCAAUCCAAACGGCCAACAACAACACCCUCUCGGUGGCCCUCACCGCAGCGCCGCUGCUGGCCCUGUGUGGCUCGACCCCGUACUCCAUGACCUGGACGCUGAGCGGCAACGCCAACGCCAAUGCAGCGCGCGUCUCGCUGGUCAACCCGCGCGGUAAUGCGGUCCAGGUCAACGCCACCACCGUGCUCUCGGCCGUCCAGAGCCAGAUCAACUCCACCAACAACCUCUACGUGCUCUCGACGGGUGCGGACAGCUGGCCGAUGGUGGCGAGCCUGCCGUUCCUGCUGCCCCUGUCGUCGACGGUGGACUGCCAGAAGGCGAGCGCGCUGGUGAACUGGAUCUACUGGGUCUCGACCUCGGCCAAGGCCUUCUCGCUGGCCUCCCGGACCGACGCCGUGUCGUCGGGUCAGGUGCCCGAGCUCCAGCGACGACUCCUGACCGAGCUGGCCAACGUGACCUGCGGUGGCGAGCACAUGCUGGCGGUGUGGUCGUGCAUUUCGGGCGGGGAGCUGUGUUCACAGGUCGGCACCUGUGUGACGGGCCAGUGCCAGUGCGACCCGGGCUUCAGGGGGACCUACUGCCAAACAAACGGAACCACGUCUUCUGACGACACCGAGCUUGCCCUCAUCCUCGGAAUAACUCUGCCGGGAACGGCUGUCGCGGUGGCGUUCUUGUUCUGCUUGAUAUGGGCUCUGGUCAUGCUGCUGCAACGCGGCCAGCGCAAGAAGCACGAGUGGGACAUCAACUGGGCCGAGCUCGAGGUAGGGGAGGAGCUGGGCAUGGGCGGCCACGGCGAGGUGUUCAAGGCCAAAUGGCGCGGCACCGAGGUCGCCGUCAAGAUGCUGGCCGGCAACGUAACCGUCACCAAGGAAAUGCAGCGCUGCUUCACCGAUGAGGUUAACGUGCUCGUGAUGACCAAGUUGAGGCACCCGAACGUGGUGCUGUUCAUGGCGGCGUCGACCAAGCCGCCCAAGAUGUGCAUCGUCAUGGAGUUCAUGGCCCUCGGCUCCCUCUACGACUUGCUGCACAACGAGCUGAUCCCGGAGCUGCCGUUCAAGCUCAAGGUCAAGAUGGCCUACCAGGCGGCCAAGGGCAUGCACUUCCUCCACUCGUCGGGCAUCGUGCACCGCGACCUCAAGUCCCUCAACCUGCUCCUCGACGCCAAGUGGAACGUCAAGGUGAGCGACUUUGGUUUGACCAAGUUCCGAGAUGACAUCAAGAAGGGGAGCCCGGACGAAGGCGCCGGCACGGUGCAUUGGACGGCGCCCGAAGUGUUGAGCGAGACGGGCGACGCCGACUUCGUGUUGGCCGAUGUCUACUCCUUCGGUAUCAUCAUGUGGGAGCUGCACACGCGCAGACAGCCCUACUUUGGCAUGAGCCCUGCGGCGAUCGCUCUGUCGGUGAUUCGCAACAACCUGCGGCCGGACAUGAUGGACCCGGUGCCACCCGAAGCGCAGGACUUUGUGGAGCUGAUGCGGACGUGCUGGCACGAGGACCCCACCAUCCGCCCCACGUUCCUCGAGAUCAUGACCCGCUUCAGCUCCUACUCCGACACCCUGCGGUCGGACACCGAGCGAAACUCGAGCUCUUCGACUGGCGGUUCGCGCUUGGCAUCGUUGACGGGCACGCAAACCAGCUCCGACUCCUCCGCCUCGUCGAGCCGGGCCUCGGUCGCCGCUGUCGGCUUGCGGCCGCCCGAAGGUGGUGAUCGUAUUCUCGGACAUCACGCGAUCAGCUUCGCUGUGGGAGCACAACCCGGAGGCCAUGCGCGACGCCACAUCAAUGCACAACGAGCUGCUGCGCUCGCUGGCGACCAAGUACGGCGGCUACGAGGCCGGCGUGGGCCGCGAGCGCAACACGGGCGAGGGCUCCUUCUGCCUCGUGUUCUCCCGGGCCGUCGACGCCCUCCGCUGGUGCGCCGACGCCCAGAUCGCCCUGCUCGCGCUGCCCUGGGCGCCGGGCUGCUCUCCCACCCGGGCGCUGCCGAGGAGCAUAACGAGCUGAUGGACGACCGGGUGGUCUAUCGCGGCCUCCGGGUGCGCAUGGGCAUGCACGCCGGCAGCCCGCGCGUGGUCAAGGACGCCAUGACGCGGCGCGUCGAAUACACGGGUGCCGUGGUGAACGCCGCGGCGCGCAUGACCGCGCUCUCGCACGGCGGCCAGGUCAUGGUGUCGCAGCAGGCGCGCAACAAGCUCCGCACCGAGUUCGCCUCGGCCUCGCUCAACGACUCGGUCCUCCCCGAGCUCAUGGAGGCCAAGCGGCUCAAGAAGAUUGGCCGCUUCAACCUUCCUGACACCCCUGGCGGCACGAGUCUGUACGAGCUCAAGGUACCGGGCCUGGAGAGCCGCUUCUUCGGCGGAGUGUCGACUCAGAAGGACCACGACGACGGCGCCGCCAGCGGCUCCGACAGCGAUCGCUCGGCCUCGACGGAGAGCGACUGCGAGAUGCUACAGAGCGUGGGCGAGGGCAUGCUGUUCCGGGAGGACCACUUCCUGACGUCGGCCAACCUGUGCCGCUGGAUCAUCGAUUUCAAGGAGGUCCAGCUCGGCGACCAGGUGGGCAUGGGCAGCUACGGCGCCGUGUACAAGGGCACGUGGAAGGGCGUGGCGGUGGCGGUGAAGAAGUUCAUCAAGCAAAAGCUGGACGAGCGGCGCAUGCUCGAGUUCCGCGCCGAGAUGGCCUUCCUCUCCGAGCUGCACCACCCCAACAUCGUUCUCUUCAUCGGGGCGUGCAUGAAACCGCCCAACUUGGCGAUCCUGACGGAGUUCGUGAAGCGGGGCAACCUCAAGGAGAUCAUCAACGAUCCCAACACCAAGCUGUCCUGGAUGCAGAAGCUGGGCAUGCUCAAGAGCGCCGCGCUGGGCAUCAACUACCUCCACUCCCUCUCGCCCGUGAUCGUGCACCGAGACCUGAAGCCGUCGAACCUGCUGGUGGACGAGAACUGGAACGUGAAGGUGGCCGACUUCGGGUUCGCGCGCAUCAAGGAGGAGAACGUCACCAUGACCCGCUGCGGCACUCCCUGCUGGACCGCGCCGGAGGUGAUUCGAGGGGAGAAGUACAGCGAGAAGGCCGACGUGUACAGCUUCGGCGUGGUCAUGUGGGAGGUGGCGACGCGCAAGCAGCCCUUCGCCGGGCGCAACUUCAUGGCGGUCACCAUGGACGUGCUCGAGGGCAAGCGGCCCAAGAUUCCCGCCGACCUGCCCCACCCGUUCAAGAAGAUCAUCAAAAAUUCAUGGCACGGCGUGGCGACGAAACGGCCGACAAUGGAACGUGUCAUCGAGACGCUGGAAGCGCUGGAGAGCAACAACGGCGCUGCGCCCCCCGGCAACACGACCGUGUAA
Acanthamoeba castellanii str. Neff is the source of this 4926-nucleotide messenger RNA. RefSeq names its product phosphate ABC transporter, phosphatebinding protein PstS, putative. Bases 1 to 4926 code for a protein of 1641 amino acids. Lineage: Eukaryota; Discosea; Longamoebia; Acanthamoebidae. The record is from RefSeq and is a predicted model, not a curated record. Gene Ontology annotation, molecular function: protein kinase activity; ATP binding. Gene Ontology annotation, biological process: protein phosphorylation; cyclic nucleotide biosynthetic process; intracellular signal transduction. The transcript has 30 exons.